ACACACACACUCACACUCACUCACUCACACCGUGAGAGAGAAACAAAUAUUCGAGAGGACUCGAGGAAAGGAGAACCCUGAUAAACGGUGUGUGCGCGUGCGUGUGUGUUUUAUGGUGUAGAUACGGCAGUGUGUGUGUUCAGAGCGAGAGUGUGUGUGUUCAGUGCAGUUAUAAGCCACACACUUGGAUUUUCCAGUAAUUGCGAUUCUAGGAAAAGAGAAAUUGGCUACUGUACAUCACACACACCCUGCAGAGGAGAACACACCGGGACGCGACGUUUCACCUACACACACACACACACACCGCGUUUUUAUAUUCAUAUUGUUAUUAUUGCUUCCACCGAAUAUCGCUCAGGUUUUGUUAUAUUCUUUAUUUCCGGGUCAGUGUGAGAAUUCCUCAGUGCGCGAGGCUUCAGUGCGCGAGCUGUGCGUCAUGAUCUCACCUGGAUGUGUGCAGGCAAGUCACAUCCACUAACUACAGCUCCAUCCUGAUCAACACACGAUGGAUAACAGCUCAGGAGCAGGAGUGAUUUUAUACGCCUCUUCCAGCUCGAGUCCCGACAGUCCGUCUAGCGGAUAUCAGACUCACUCUCCCUCCUCUCAGUCCCAGCCUUCUUCUCCAGAGGAAAUCUGCUCCGACCUUCAGCACAUGACCACAAGCAGUGACCCAAACCCCACCCCUGGCACUUCCUCUUCACCUAAACCCGUCUUCCAGUUCCCCGAACUGAGCAGCACACACAUUACUUCAUCAGGACAGAGCGUAAACGCACAGUUGCUCACAGGCAGGAGGUCAUGCAGUGCUUUUACAAGGCCCGGUGGUAUGGUGUUGUUGUGUAAAGUGUGUGGAGACAUCGCAUCAGGAUUUCACUAUGGAGUUCACGCAUGUGAGGGAUGCAAGGGUUUCUUCAGACGCAGCAUCCAGCAGAACAUCAGCUACAAGAUGUGUGUGAAGAACGAGAACUGUCUGAUCGUGAGGAUGAACCGUAACCGCUGCCAGCACUGUCGCUUCAAGAAGUGUCUCUCUGUCGGCAUGUCCAGAGACGCUGUGCGUUUUGGUCGCAUCCCUAAGCGUGAGAAACAGCGACUGCUGGAUGAAAUGCAGAGCUUCAUGAACAGCCACAACCCCAUGGACGCCGAUUCGGCCACGCCCUCCGAAGCCCUGUCCAUGGACACCACCCCCAGUCCUCAGUGCCACCGGUUAGGGUCGGGCGAGGUGAUCAGGGCCUCGUCUCAUUUCCCAGUUGCUGUGAAGGAGGAGGAGAAGCUGGUGAAGAUAAACGGUGAUGAUGAUGACGACCCUGACACGGCUUCCUCACAGUCUCACGAGUCUCAGCACCACUCUGUUCCUCCUCACAUCACGUCACCUCCAUCCUGCCCCGUCCAGGGCAGAUUCACACUCACUCAAGCUGAAAACAAACCCAAGCUCACAGGAAGUGACAUCAAGACGGAGAUGCCGUGUUCCUGGAGGCCGAGUGCUGGAGUGAAAGUUCUGGCAUGUCCUCUGAACUCGAGUCCCGUGUCCUCGUCUGAUUUCUCCACUCAGCAGAUCUGGGACUCUUUCUCACAGUGUUUCAGUCCUGCAGUUAAAGACGUUGUGGAAUUUUCUCGCGGCAUCCCGGGAUUUCACACACUCCGCCAAGACGACCAGAUCCGACUGCUCAAAUCAGGCACCUUCCAGGUUCUGAUGGUGCGGUUUUCCUCACUCUUCGAUGCUAAACGGCGGACAGUGACGUUUUUAAACGGACAGACGUAUCCUCUGGCGUUUUUGAGAGCUCUUGGCAUGGGCACACUGCUGGACGCCAUGUUUGACUUCAGUGAGAAGCUGAGCAUGCUGGGAUUGGAGUCGGACGAGGUGUCGCUCUUCAUGGCCGUGGUGCUGGUGUCUGCAGAUCGCUCUGGUAUUUCCGACAUGGCCGCCGUGGAGAAGCUGCAGGAUAAUUUAAUCAACACUUUGCGAUCGCGUCUUGCACAACGGCGCCCGAACGACGGCGAGAUUUUCCCCAAACUGCUCUUACGUCUUCCAGACCUGCGAACGCUAAACAGCUUGCACUCUGAAAAACUUUUAGCUUUCCGCAUCGACUCCUAAUUAAGAAUAAAUAAAGGAUUUAACGUUUAUAAAAAAGUGCUAAAUUACACUGUUGCCUUGAAAAGGGAAAGAAUGUAGUGACAUGAUGCCUCUGAAAUUUGCAUAUCAUUAUAAUUGCCUGAAUAUGAUUAUGAGAAUGUAUCAGUAAUCUUGCUACCUGUUGUUGUUGUUAUUGGUCAGAAUUUUAACGUAACCGGACCUCAGCAGCAUCUGCUCUGGGAUUCAGCUCCAUCUUUUCUUUUCAUGUGAUGUUUGUGUAACGUAGGCCAGCGGUAGAUGCUGUGCAGGUAAAACCUCACUCCCCUGAUCUCAAGAGGCGAACUAGCAACUGACGCUAGAGGCUGCAGUCUUUAGCCUCCUCGUUAGAGCGCCCGUCUCCCAUGCCGGGGACCCGGGUUCGAGACCCGUUCGGAGCGGUUGCGAGUAGGACCCAGGGGGUGGGAUUACAUUUACUCCAAAUGACUUGCUAAUGUCUUAGCUCAGAAACCAGUGGCUCAGCUACACGCUAACCCAGAAUGUUACUAGAACAUUCAGUCGGAAUUUUCAGCAAGUUCUGUGAAGGUUCGGCUGUAACCAUUAAAACAACAUCCUGUCCUUGAAUACUCUGAUGAUGGUUGAAAUGUUGCAGGAACGUUGCUAAAUACGAACUUUAGCUAAAUAAUUACAUUCUGCUAGUGCUAAAGUGUUAGCUGAGCUGUUAGGUUACAUGAUGUUAGAUAGCUAGCAGUUUAGUAGCCAUGGAAACUUCUAGGAAGAUGUUUGCUCUGAAACAGGCAGCUAGCGUAAAUCAUUUAAAGCAUUUCACACCUUGUGUUUUUAUAUUUUCACUUUAUUUCAGAUCAAUGUUUAAAAAAAAGACCCAGAUGAUUUUGCCUUAACGCUGAAAAACUCUCAGAAUUGUUUAAAUUGUUUGUUGUUAUUAAUGAUCACAGGUCUAACUGAAUAUUGAACUGUUUUUAUAACAUGCAGAUUUCCUUCUGUUUAAAGGAACAUUAAUAUGAAGCGUAUUCAGGUUUAGCGGAACAUCUGAAACGUGUUUGUCUGAAAUUUGCAACCUCUAAUGUUGCUGUGAAGCUAAUUUAGCCUCAGCUUAGCUAAAUAUCAGCCUCGGCGGAGCUACGUCAGCCUCAGCGUAGCUACAUGUCAGCCUCAGCGUAGCUACAUGUCAGCCUCAGCGUAGCUACAUGUCAGGCCCCGGCGUAGCUACAUGUCAGCCUCAGCGUAGCUACAUGUCAGGCCCCGGCGUAGCUACAUGUCAGCCUCAGCGUAGCUACAUGUCAGCCUCGGCGGAGCUACAUGUCAGCCUCGGCGUAGCUACAUGUCAGGCCCCGGCGUAGCUACAUGUCAGCCUCAGCGUAGCUACAUGUCAGCCUCGGCGGAGCUACAUGUCAGCCUCGGCGUAGCUACAUGUCAGGCCCCGGCGUAGCUACAUGUCAGCCUCAGCGUAGCUACAUGUCAGGCCCCGGCGUAGCUACAUGUCAGCCUCGGCGUAGCUACAUAUCAGCCUCGGCGUAGCUACAUGUCAGCCUCGGCGUAGCUACAUGUCAGCCUCGGCGUAGCUACAUGUCAGGCCCCGGCGUAGCUACAUGUCAGGCAGAUCUUUAGACAAACCAGCGUGGUUUAGAACCCAGGAGCUUUCUAUAAAGGUGGCCAUCUUGGACCAAUGGAUUUUCCCUCAAUUCAUCAUUUCCCUCCUAAAACACAGAGUAAAGUUAAACAGACGGUCCGACUGCAGCCUUAAAAACACAAAAUACAUUAUUAUUUAGCAACGUUAGCCAUGCUAGCAAGAUCCUUACAUGUAGCACUUUGCUGAUGUUUCCAGUUCAUUCGCUUAUUUAGUGAAUUUAGCGAGCCACUAAACUUACAUAAAAAGCUAGCGGAUGUCACGCUAAUCAGCACAUGAUAAUAAUACCGUGAAGCUAGCUGAACUUUCUGCUUAGAAUCUAACUCUCAUGUGAUCCAGAGCAGAAAUUCGAAUAAAUUUGCAUAUUUAAUAUUAACAUUAUAAUAUUUUUUUUUUCUUUUCUCUGAAUCUUCACACAUUAUACAACAUUUUGAGGUUUGUGUAACUUCAGGGUUUUUAUUUUAACACCUAAAUCUUUCUUUUCUUCAUUUUUUUCUAAAGACUAAAUUUUAUUUAAAGGUUUUCUGGCUGCUUCACAUCGCUGAAAGACCACUGACCACCUCAGAGUGGGAUUUAUUUCAGGAAGUGUGUACGGAAGAAUGUUUUCCUUCAAUGUGUGUGUGUGUGUGUGUGUAUUUUGUAUCUGUGUGUCAGUCUGAAUGACGAGACUGUUCUCCGUUCUGUAAUUCAUAGAAAAUCUAUAAAAGGGAAAAGGAGGCCUGGUUUUCGUGUCUUUAGUAAAAUAAAUCAGAUGAUCUGUUUUCUGUGUCGUUCUUCCAGAAAUGAUCAGAUCUGUAAUAUUACAGAUUAUUGAAUUCUUCUCUCUCUCACUCGUCUGGAUAUUUUGUAAAUGUGUUUUUGUUAUAAUUCACAGAGUUAAAAAUAAUAAUAAACAAAAUUGCCUUAUCCGUGUUUUCUGCAUGU
Molecule: messenger RNA, 4634 nt
Organism: Hemibagrus wyckioides
Lineage: Eukaryota; Metazoa; Chordata; Actinopteri; Siluriformes; Bagridae
Gene: nr1d4b
Product: nuclear receptor subfamily 1, group D, member 4b
Exons: 8
Coding region: 503-2086 (527 amino acids)
Biological process (GO): cell differentiation; negative regulation of transcription by RNA polymerase II; positive regulation of transcription by RNA polymerase II
Molecular function (GO): RNA polymerase II cis-regulatory region sequence-specific DNA binding; nuclear receptor activity; zinc ion binding
Source: RefSeq, a predicted model, not a curated record